Mesorhabditis spiculigera is the source of this 1032-nucleotide messenger RNA. Lineage: Eukaryota; Metazoa; Nematoda; Chromadorea; Rhabditida; Rhabditidae. The record is from the annotation of a GenBank genome assembly.
AUGUUGUUCAAGGCCCUUUGCCCCAAAUCGCCGCUCGGACUUUGCCGCCGCUUUAUGGGGAUGAGCAACACCUUUCAGCCGGCCAUGGAUGCGACGACGGCGCUUGCAAGAGAGCGCGAAUCGAGGGUGCUCUCAAUUCAGUCGCACGUCGUCCAUGGAUAUGCUGGCAACAAAUGUUCCGUGCUUCCGCUGCAGCUCCACGGCUUUGACGUCGACUUUAUUAACUCUGUGCAAUUCUCGAACCAUGCCGGUACUGUGGAGUACUUGACCCCAACAAGGUAUUCAACGGUGCUUGGGCAAAAGCUGGACGACGUGGAUUUGGCAAAGCUUUACGAGGGAUUGUCGACGAAUCGCAUCAACAAUUACACGCACAUAUUAACGGGCUACUGCGGCAAUGUCAAGUUUUUGGAGAAGAUCACCGACAUUGUAAAAGAUCUGAAGAGCAAGAAUCCGGAUGUGUUCUACGUUUGCGACCCGGUGUUGGGCGAUAAUGGCAGAUACUACACCCCGAAGGAAUUGCUGCCCGUGUACAGAGAUGUGCUCAUCCCGCUUGCUGACGUCGUCUGCCCGAAUGCCUUUGAAUUGGGUGAACUUACUGGCCUGGAGGUGACGACCGAGGCGGCAUGUCUACAGGGUAUCGAUUCGCUUCAUGCCAAAGGAGUGAAAACGGUGGUGGUGACAAGUGGGGUUGAGGGAACACAGACACACCUUCGCUGCUACGCCUCAAGGGCGGAAGAAGGCGAAUUGGAUCGCUAUCGAAUAACCUUCCCCCGGCUGCACGGACAGUUCGUCGGUACGGGCGACGUCUUUGCCGCUUUGCUGCUCGUCAAUCUUGAGGAUUCCAUGGGCGAUUUGGAAAAGUCAUUGCGUCGGGUGCUGUCUUCGAUGCAGGCCCUGAUCAAGCGGACGAGUGAGCACGCAAAACAACAAGUCGAGAAGAACCCGAAUACCAUGUGCGAGCUGCGCCUCAUCCAAAGCCGCCUCGACCUCCUCUGUCCGAUCGAUUGCCCGCAAAUUAUGAUCGAAAAAUUA